CAAGUAGGAACCUUCGGCAGGUGGACGUGUUUCUGCGGGGAUGUUAAACGCUGUGCGCAUCGGCCGGCCACAAACAACAGCAAAGAAGAUUCAACACUCGCCGAUGAGAACAUUAUGCGUAUUUUCAUCUUUGUUUGAAUAAUAUGAAUAAAGAAUCACAAAUGAGGGCUGCCAUUAACCAGAAGUUAAUUGAGAUGGGUGAGAGGGAGAGGUUAAAGGAGUUGCUCCGUGCCAAGCUCAUUGAGUGUGGCUGGAGAGACCAGCUUAAAGCAUUGUGCAAAGAUGUGAUAAAGGAAAAGGGUAUUGAGAAUGUUACUGUAGAGGACUUGGUCGCUGGAGUUACUCCUAAAGGAAGAGCCCUGGUUCCUGACAGUGUAAAGAAGGAGCUACUGCAGAGAAUAAGAGCUUUCCUUGCCCAGCACUCUACAUGAUGCUCAGUAUAUUCUGAGAGUAUCUGUCAUUUUUGUAUUGGAAUUAUGCCAACAGUUAUGCCAGAGUACUAAAAAUGGGUUCAACUGGUUUUAUGGUGUGAUUUUGCUCUUCGUGUAUUUUUGUUACUGCCAAUAAAACGAUCAUGUUUGUACAUAU
Molecule: messenger RNA, 588 nt
Organism: Paramisgurnus dabryanus
Lineage: Eukaryota; Metazoa; Chordata; Actinopteri; Cypriniformes; Cobitidae
Gene: eny2
Product: ENY2 transcription and export complex 2 subunit
Biological process (GO): positive regulation of DNA-templated transcription; mRNA export from nucleus
Cellular component (GO): SAGA complex; nuclear pore
Molecular function (GO): transcription coactivator activity
Source: RefSeq, a predicted model, not a curated record